Messenger RNA from Aureobasidium subglaciale EXF-2481, 488 nucleotides. RefSeq lists its product as uncharacterized. Gene Ontology annotation, molecular function: proton-transporting ATPase activity, rotational mechanism. Lineage: Eukaryota; Fungi; Ascomycota; Dothideomycetes; Dothideales; Saccotheciaceae. Gene Ontology annotation, biological process: proton transmembrane transport. Bases 114 to 488 code for a protein of 124 amino acids. The record is from RefSeq and is a predicted model, not a curated record. The transcript is spliced from 4 exons. Gene Ontology annotation, cellular component: fungal-type vacuole membrane; proton-transporting V-type ATPase, V1 domain.
AAACAGUACGUCAUAGCAGCUCCGACAAUCAACCGGCGUCGUCCAGCCCGCGCAUACAGCGUACAGCAGGAGCGACGGCAGCAUUCCUCGUGCCAGGAGGGAAACUACUCAUCAUGGCUCUUCCACAAUCCGCUUACAAGGAUCGCCAGUUCCUUGCUGUUAUCGGCGACGAGGACUCGGUGACGGGAGUCUUGCUCGCCGGUGUUGGUCACGUUACAGACCCUCCAGAUGCGCAAAAGAACUACCUUGUUGUCGACCACAAGACCGAAGUGUCGGCCAUCGAGGAGGCCUUUGACAGCUUCACAAACGACCGCAAGGACAUUGCCAUCAUCCUCAUCAACCAGCAUAUCGCCGACAAGAUUCGCAGCCGCGUCGACUCGUACACCCAAGCCUUCCCCUCGCUCCUCGAGAUCCCCUCCAAGGACCACCCUUACGACCCGGAAAAGGACAGCGUCAUGAAGCGUGUCAAGAAGUUGUUUGGAGAGUAG